This is a messenger RNA of Cherax quadricarinatus, 3146 nucleotides long. Its product is annotated as insulin-like growth factor-binding protein complex acid labile subunit. Gene Ontology annotation, molecular function: protein binding. The record is from RefSeq and is a predicted model, not a curated record. Lineage: Eukaryota; Metazoa; Arthropoda; Malacostraca; Decapoda; Parastacidae.
GCUGCGGUGGUGGUGAGGUAUAUACGUCGCUCUCUUCAACCCGCUCGCAUUCCAUCGUCAUUUCUGUGAAGCGCUAAAUCUGCGUGGUUCGUUCAUGUGUUGGUGCAGGCUCGAUCCACAGUCUACUACUCGCCUGACAGACACGCUGCUCAUACAGCCAGGCUCUAUCUCCAGGACAUUUUUCAAGUUCAAAAUUACGAAUAAUUAUAGGAAAGAAAUUAUUUAACUCCGACUUGUGACUGAUUUAUACUUGUCUAAUUACUUUUAAGUACAUAAUUCACCAAAGAUUUUAUAGCACAGAUCAUCAGCAUAAUAAUGACAUAAUCCGCCAAUGGGAGUUGAGCUGUUGCAAGCAGGCAGUAAUUGCAUGAUAAUUGCAGUGUUUGAUAAUUGUGCUAAGCUAUACACACGGAACACGUUGCAAAACCGACGUUGAAGAGACGAAAACAUUUUUUUUUAAUUAGGACCAGCAGUUACAAGAUUCUUGAACUAUCCUCUAAGUCAUGGAGGGAGCACUAAACCCAUAGAUGUCAUACAGUGCCUCGGGGAACGGAAGGCAUUCAGGUUUGAUUCAAAGGAUUGGAGCAUUGGUCUAGUUCCUUCGGUCAAGAGACGCCUCACCGACAUCAAGGAACCUUUGAGGAACACGGUAGAAGCUAACACACGAGACAAGAGGCUUCCCAGCCUUUGAGUGACACAAAUAUGCUGCUAUGGCUGCUGUGUAUGCUGGCGUCUUGUGUGGCGGCGGCCUCCCCCAGUUCAUGCCCCAGCGUGUGCUUCUGUCCGCUGGAUCCCCGUGGUCGCCGUCAAGUGAUAUGUAACACAGGAGGCCUGGUCGACCCCCUUCCGGUGCUGGAGAUGCCUUCUGACGUAGAGGUGUUGGAGGUCGGGUCUCCACCAGGGCGACCCAAUGCCCUGACUCUAGGUCCAAUCUUCAAGGGUCAUCGACGUCUUGAGAUGUUGAGUGUAACCGGUUCUGGGGUGCCCGCAUUGGGUGCUCAUUCUUUCUGGGGCCUUCGACGUCUCCACACCCUUAAUGUGUCCCAUAACGCCAUUACUGCCCUUAUUGAUACCAAUUUUCGCGGUGCUGACAGCUUGCAUACGUUAGAUCUUAGCCAUAACCAAGUGGAAUCCGUGCCAUCGGCGGUGUUCCGUCAUAUUCGACACCUUCGUUACCUCAGCUUGGCUAAUAACCGUCUUCCGGAGGUCGUUCCCAGGGUACUGUACGGCCUCUCACUCUUAGAGGCGCUGGAUAUCAGUCACAAUCCCCUGGGAAUCCUGCCACCUGAUCGCUUCACCGACGCUCCCAAUCUGAGGGAGUUGAGAUGUGCUGCGUGUGGCCUUCAGGCUGUGACAGAACAACUCAUGAAGGCGCUGCCAGAGUUGCGUCUGCUGGAUCUUCGUCAGAACAGAUUGACGGAGGUACCGCCAUUGGCUCUAUCGAGGCAUUUAGUGACACUGAACCUUGAUAGUAAUCACAUAUCGGCACUGAUAUCUAAUGGUUUGUCUGGCCCACCACUCUCUACUCUCACUCUGUCCAACAACCGCUUGUCUACCAUGAGUCCACAAGCUAUGGCAAAUUCAUCUCUCACCUUCUUAGAUCUGGCAUACAACAGACUCACACGGCUUCGUUCUGACGCCCUAAGUGAUGGUUUUACUAGGCUGAGGUAUUUAAGACUCACUGCCAACCCAAUUAGAGUGGAUAAAUUGCUUCAAGUUAUUCCUCGAGCCAGACAGUUGAGGCACCUGGAACUAAGUGAACUGACUAUGACUCACCUUCCUGGGGACCUACUUCGGCAGUCACGACACCUCAAGAUUCUCAACGUGUCCGGAAAUUUCCUCUCAGAUUUUCCAGUAUCUGCAUUGUUCGCCACACCUCACCUGAUAACUCUGGACCUGUCGCACAACAACUUCCGAGGGUUGCAGCAAGACCUGGUCACUGCCUUUACCACCAUGGCAUCACUGGAGCAAGUCUGGAUGCAGGGAAACCCAUGGCAGUGCCAGCGAUGUCACGUGGCACCCAUGUUGGAUUGGCUGAGAGAUCCCAAUGCCUCUCACCACCCUCAUGCAGAGUCCGUAUGUCGGGAUAUGCCCAUAUCCCCACGCUGCCUGAGAUGUGCAGGGCCACAGGAACUAGUGGGCCAGGAAUUACAGCUUCUGAACAAAACCCACAUUCCUGAAUGUGUCCAGGAAGCCCCUGCCUGGCCAGUUUGGCUUGGAGGCGCCCAGAAUGACGAUCCACGCUCACACAACGAACAGCACCCACAAGAAUCUGCAGAAGAGGAGAGUUUCGACGUGUUUUUCGGGGACCAUAUGGCGCUGAUCGUGGGUGUCGGGUGCGGGCUCGUGCUGGCUCUGCUGUUGGUAGUAGCUGCUGCUUUCCUCUUAGCCAGAAGACAUUCGGCCUUGUAUUACACUCACGAACCCGCCGACCAGGACUCUUCACAAAAAUUGAUGAGCCGGAACAAUAAUGACAACAGUCCACCGGGACCAAGAGGCCCCCAGCGGACCCCGUAUACCUCACGAACUGGAGUUACUACUCCAUACACUGAAGCCUCCAUUGCUACCAUUGAGGAGGUAGACAGCAUCGCAGGCUCAUCUAUUGACCUAAAGGUCUGCCAGGAACUAAGAGCUCCAAGAAUUGUGCGACUAGCAGCAUCUCCCCUGCCAUAAUAUUAUCAGGCUCCUUGGAACAAGUCUUCAAGCAACUUAUCCUUAUUUUAAUAACGUCAGUUUUGGAAAUGGUGUCCAGUGUACUCAAUUUCUUAGUGAUUCCUAUUUUUCAAAUCCUAGUUCUUUUACUUGAAGUUAGGUUAGGAUAGGUUAAGUUAGAUAAGCUGUAUUACUUUGUUGCAUUAGAUUCCUUUAAUUCAGAUUACGUUAGGUUAGGCUACAUUAGGUUAGGAUUGAUUAUGUUAGGCUACGUUAUGGUAGGCUAUAUUAGAUUACAUUAUGUUAGAAUAGUUCACUUCAGGUCUGGUUAGGUUAGAUUGGGUUGGGUCACAUAAGCUUAAAAAAACAACAACGAAUAUUUGGCCACAAAUAAGUAAACUAAAUGAACAUUCAAUGAUAAAUUCUGGCCUUUUAGAACUCGUGGUGCAAGAAUUUGCUCCUUUAAUGGUUCCUUAAGAGAGGGACCUUGAUUA